AUGUCGCAAACUGCUGAAAAGGGUAUUGCGGAUUUGAUAAAUAAUCUGUUUCGGAUAUUUCGAGUUGCUGGAGCCAAAUGCAGGGUGUUAGAUGAACCAUUUCCUUCAAAGUUUCAUGAAUCAGACCCACUAAAAAUUUAUGAAUCCUAUAACAGGUUUUUGAAAAGUAAAACCGAUCAUGAUGGCUCUAUCAAAAAUGAGGAUAAGCUUCCAUUGACAACAAUAACCGAAAGAAACGAUAAGAAAGAGUAUAAUGUUAGUCAUGGUGGGUUAUACAAGCUGUAUCAUGAUAUUAAAUUGGUAUGCAUAAUGCUUAUCAAUUAUUUCCCCCAAGGUUCCAAGAAAUAUCAAAUGGUGGAUAAAUUCUAUAAAUUUGCUACUGAAUUGAUGCUACGAGAAGCCUAUAAGAUCGGCGCUCAAUUAGUAUACGAGACAAAUUUGGAUGAUGAUGAAAGAGAGACGGACUCCAGCAGAACAGAACUUGAAAAGGCCAUAAGUGCUGACUUCAUUAAAAUUGCUACUAAUUAUACUGUUCCUGUUACCGAGACUUAUCACAUUACUACUAAAGAUCUGGAAUUAUUUUCUUCUACUAUCGAGAGAUCUGAAAUUGAUUAUAGACCGCAUGAAUUACCAAACUCUAAUUUUGAAAUCAAUAAAGUUAUUCCACAAACCAGCCUUUUAGAUGAAGCACCUAAAUUGGGCUUUUUGGCAGCAAACACAAGCGGUAUCCCAGAUCCAACUCUGCCACCUACCGAAAUGAUGACCAGAUUUUUGCAUCCAAAUUGGUAUGCUCUACCAACUACGGUAUGGCUAAAAUACAAUGGAUUUAGCUCAUGGGCACCUUCUUUUAAUGAAAAUGGAACAGUUAUAGAUUCAACAACAAAAGGUACGAUAUGGUUGAAUAGAGUUGGAUAUAUGCAAGAACUUAUCAAAAAGGAAAAGGAAUUACAUGAAGAUUUAUCAAAAGAGCAGGAAACCACUAAGGAUGAGGAGAAGAAGACAGAUAUGCUUGAUGAUGCUGACCUGGAUCAAACGAAAAAAAAUGAAAAAACUGCAAAUGAAGCUGAAGUGAAAACUGAAGAAGAAAAUCUUCGAAAUGAUAGUAAUAAUAAUAUAAAAAUUGAGAAUCUUUUUGCUUGGACACCUUCUAAUCAGUUAACCGAUAGCGAUAUUGCCCUUCUCAAAGAUGGUAAGGGCGAACAGCUUGUUAAUGACACUUUAUCAAGAAUAGCAAGGUUGAGAAAGUCAAGAAUAGCGAAAAGGCUAAGAGAGCCUACAGAUGAUGAGAGAAAUCUAUAUUUCAAAGCUCGCCUUUUGUUAAAAGAAAUAAUGCUCUCAAAAACUGAUCAGCCACUCAAAUUAUCGAAUCACACUUCUUUUCCAAUAGUUCAAGUGAAUUAUAAUGGUACUAUACCAGUUGUUAGGACACAACCUGUUAAAAAGAAAAAGUAUAGAAGAUAA
Molecule: messenger RNA, 1461 nt
Organism: Nakaseomyces glabratus
Lineage: Eukaryota; Fungi; Ascomycota; Saccharomycetes; Saccharomycetales; Saccharomycetaceae
Gene: RSC58
Product: Rsc58p
Biological process (GO): regulation of transcription by RNA polymerase II
Cellular component (GO): nucleus; RSC-type complex
Molecular function (GO): protein binding
Source: RefSeq, a predicted model, not a curated record